ACUUGGUGCGCGAGGUUGUGGGUAUCCAAGGUCAUUAUGGCCGGACGUUCGUUGCUGUCCCGUCCCGUAGAUCUACUGAUUGUCCUCGUGUUUACACUUUUCUUUUUGAUUGCUAUCUCUAUAGAUCUCUUGCAAGCUACUUCUGACGAGAACGUGGCUGAGGAACACGUGUUAGACCGUAUGUGGCCUCCAGAGUCGCUUCGAAAGCUGUUCUUUUUUUGGUGUAACGAAGUUGACUCGCUACUCAAAGCCAAUCCGCUCUGGUAUCGAACUUUGGCUCUUGUUAGUCCUGUCGUGUAUGCACCUUUUUAUGUGUUUGCCAUCUAUGCAUUUGUUAACCAGCGAGAAUGGAUCAGAACACCAGGUCUGUGCUGGUCGUGGGGUAUGAUAUUGGUGAUGUUUGCCGUCUUGUCGGAACAAUUUUUUGGAAAACAUGCUACGAAGAAUAUGGCUCUUUUUUGUGCUGCAUAUCUGCCAUAUGUUGUUUUCCCAAUACUCUUCGGUCUAAGACUACUGAUGUAUCCAACAGUGUUUGACCACACGAAUAGCCAUGACAAGAAGGAAUCUUGAUGAGAUCGAACAUGAAGUUUGACAUUACACGUAAACUAAUGAGCAUGCGUUGUUAUAGCACGACAAUCAAACUAAUAACCACGUGACUAGUAUUAUCCGGGACUACG
Messenger RNA from Corticium candelabrum, 677 nucleotides. Its product is annotated as sigma intracellular receptor 2-like. Bases 37 to 570 code for a protein of 177 amino acids. Gene Ontology annotation, cellular component: endoplasmic reticulum. The transcript is spliced from 4 exons. The record is from RefSeq and is a predicted model, not a curated record. NCBI's taxonomy places the organism in Eukaryota, Metazoa, Porifera, Homoscleromorpha, Homosclerophorida, Plakinidae.